UCCAACAUUUUUAAUGCACGUGAAUGCAACCCGUGUGCCACUCGGGGAGAUCAUGUGACCACACGGUUGCCAGUUCCAUUCUUUCCAGUCUUCGCCUUUGACGACGAACGAGCCAGUCCAGCGUCAUCAUGUGCACCAGUGUGCAGCCCAUCGAGUGGACCACUGAGGUCAAGGACCAGAAAUUUGAUGGCAUCAUAUUGGUGACCCACAUCUAUGAUGAUUUGCCCUCUGAACUUGAGUGUCUGAAAGCCCCCCUGCAAGACUACAACUCUGUGGACAGCGGACUGGGGGAGGAGGUGGUGCUCCUGAAGGUCCCCGGUCUCCCUGGCAACCGCCUGGUGUUUUCCGCCACCGGCCCCGUGGACCGCGACUACGACGACGUCCGACGGUUCAGCGACGCGGCCGUCAACGCCGUCAAACGGGCCUUGAAAGCCGGAAUGCAGCGGCCCUUACUGAUCUGCCCCCCGCACAAGGACUACAAGAACAGCACGCUGGUGGCUGCGCUCGGGGCUCUUCAUGCGCUCUACAUGCCUCUGGAAGUGAGGGAGGCGAACAUCAAAUCGUCCAAGCACAAAGUGUGCGCGCUGGGUCUGUGGGCGGCUCGCGAGAGCCACGCUCAAAGGCUGGCGGAAGUGGCCGGUGCUCUGGAAAGCGGAAGGCUGGCGUGCCGUGACAUCGGCGGUUCUGAUCCCGAGCGAAUGGCCGCUCCCCGUGUGGCCGACUACGUUGCGGAACUCUUCAAGGACGGCCCCGUGCAGGUGGCGGUUAUCGACGAUGUCAAAGUUCUGGAGAGGGAGUACCCGUGCCUGGCCGCCGUCAACCGCUGCGCCAACAGCGUCCCCCGUCACCGGGCCAGAGUCGUCAAGUUGGAGUACUGCGGCGAGGGACCCGUCGGGAAGACGCUCAUGCUGGUGGGCAAGGGAAUCACGUACGACACGGGCGGAGCGGACAUCAAGGCCGGCGGUUGCAUGGCGGGGAUGCACAGAGACAAGUGCGGCGCUGCAGCCGUCGCCGGCUUCUUCCAGAUUUUAGCUAAGCUGAAGCCCAAAAACCUGAAGGUUGUUGGUUCCAUGGCCAUGGUGCGCAACAGUGUGGGUUCAGACUGCUACGUGGCGGACGAGCUGGUGGUGUCGCGAGCGGGCCGCCGAGUCCGAGUGGGCAACACGGACGCCGAGGGGCGCAUGGUGAUGGUUGACCUGCUUUGUGAGAUGAAAGAGAAGGCACUAUCCGAGACUUCCCCGCAACUGUUUACGAUCGCGACUCUGACCGGCCACGCCAUCAGAGCCAUGGGACCCAACUACUCGAUUAUCAUGGAUAACGGACCCGCCCAUCGCGCCGGCAAUGCGGCUAAUUGGCAGAAAGCCGGGGAGGUCCUGGGCGACCCGUUGGAAGUGUCCCGCAUCAGGAGGGAGGACUACGAGUUCCACAAGGGGAAAUCCGAGUACGAGGACAUCCUCCAGUGCAACAACCUGCCGUCUUCGGCGACCCCUCGAGGACACCAGAGCCCGGCGGCCUUCCUCAUCAUGGCGUCCGGCCUGCACAAGCACGGUGUGGAUUCCGAGUCGCCUCUGCCGUACUCCCACAUCGACAUCGCAGGCUCCAGCGGGCCCUUCCCGGGGGUGCCGACGGGAGCGCCGAUCCUCGCCAUGGCCACCAACUACUUCCUGUCUGAUCUUUAGACCUCGAGUGGCAGGAAACUACCCCAGGUUGAAAAAUGAUUUUUAAAACGCCGUCAUUGUUAAGUGGCAGGCCGCAUGUCGCCGGAUGCCGAGCGUUUCCCAUUGGUUAAUAAAUAUCCUCUGAUCACUUGA
Messenger RNA from Syngnathoides biaculeatus (alligator pipefish), 1811 nucleotides. RefSeq lists its product as uncharacterized. Gene Ontology annotation, biological process: proteolysis. Gene Ontology annotation, cellular component: cytoplasm. NCBI's taxonomy places the organism in Eukaryota, Metazoa, Chordata, Actinopteri, Syngnathiformes, Syngnathidae. The transcript has 16 exons. Bases 129 to 1679 code for a protein of 516 amino acids. The record is from RefSeq and is a predicted model, not a curated record. Gene Ontology annotation, molecular function: manganese ion binding; metalloaminopeptidase activity.